This is a messenger RNA of Fusarium pseudograminearum CS3096, 609 nucleotides long. RefSeq lists its product as uncharacterized. The transcript is spliced from 5 exons. Gene Ontology annotation, biological process: glutathione metabolic process. The record is from RefSeq and is a predicted model, not a curated record. Bases 1 to 609 code for a protein of 202 amino acids. NCBI's taxonomy places the organism in Eukaryota, Fungi, Ascomycota, Sordariomycetes, Hypocreales, Nectriaceae. Gene Ontology annotation, molecular function: glutathione transferase activity.
AUGUCAAACUCUGUCGUCUACCAUUACCUCGCCAUUGGCAAGCUUGGCCGUGGUGAACCUAUCAAGCUGUUUAUGAAAGAUGCGGGUAUCGACUUUGAGGAACGUCUUUACGCAAGAGAUAAUACUUGGCCUGAGACGAAGGAGAAGUUGAUCAAGCAAGGACUGACUAGAAAUGGUCAAGUUCCUUGCCUUGAGUACAAGGGCCAUGCUAUGACUGGCCAUGUCCCAAUUCUGCGUUACCUAUCUCGUGAUCUUGGCCGAUAUGAAGGCCAGAGCAACGAGGACAAGUACUUGACGGACUUGGUAUCAGACAUCUACGUCGACUGGAGGGCUCAAUGGGUCAGAAACCUCAAAGAAGGCCCCCGAGCAGAGUACAAGGAUACUGCUGCUCCUCAGUACUACGAUCUUAUCGGCAAGUACUACACCGACCGCGAGGGCCCUUUUCUUCUGGGCGACGAGAUCAGCUACACCGACUUUCUCGUCUAUGUCUCUAUAGAUAACGAUACUCGAACAAAGACCAUCCCAGAGAGCCUGCCAGAGUCGCUCGUCAAGUUCAAGGCUGCUUUCGAGGCUCGACCCAAGCUUGUCGAAUACAUCAAGCAGGGAUGA